CAAGAGAUUAUGACUCAAAAGUUGAAACAUCAAUACUCUAUAAGAUCCAUGCUUGGUUUUAUCAAUAUACUGCAUACACACACAUACAAAAAAAAAUCAAAGGAACCAUCCUUAUCAUCUCUCUCUCUCUCUCUCGAUGAUACACAGACAACAACACAAAGCUCACAUCAAAUAUGAAAACCCUUCAUCUCUACAACACCAUCUCUCAAAUACACGCACACUUUCACCGCCAAGCAACCCCUUCUCUUCAAAACAUCUGACCGGCGACACCGGCGGAGCUCCGACCGGAGCACGGCGGACCGGCGGUGGUUCUUCUCAAAGAUCCGACACUCACAACCACACCAGUGAACCCUCGCACCAACCCCCUUCCUCUUCGAGCUGUGCGACGGCCGACCGCCACCACCACUGUUUGGUGAUGGCAUGAUGACGCAGACAGAAUGAGAGAGACCGAGAAGAGAGAGAGAGAGCAAGGAUGACAGAGAAGAAGCGGCGCCGCCGCUCACGGCGGCGGCAGUGGCGGUGUGGCGAUGGUUCGGGCCUUUGGUCCGACAUGUAUUCCGUGGUUGCGCGACGUGAUGGCAGGGGUGGUGGUAUUCACAGUCAGAUCUGUUCGGGUCGGGUAUAGCGAAACGGCCCGACUCGGGUCAACUUCGGGGUGCUUCGGGUUGGUUUCGGUUGAGAUGAAACAAAGCCAGGAUGUUCGGUUCCGAAUGGAAGUUGGUGUUGGUAAUUUACCGUUAUGGUUCGGGUUUCGGUUCGACAGUCAAAGUCGGUCAAAGCGACCAACGGUAGUUUCGGCGGGUCCAGUUCAGUCAGAUUUGUCAGCUUCAGAAGCGGUUCGGGUUGACUCGGUCAACUCAGUGAGUCGACCCGGUCAACUCAGCGAGUCAAACCUGGUCAAUUCGGUUGACCCGGUCAACUCAGUCAAACGGUUCGAUGUUUCGACACGCGAAGACUCGGUAAAGAAUUUAGGACGCGAACAUUAAUUUCGUUAACUAUUCCUUAUUUUAAUAAUACGUGAUAACGAGCUCGAACCGACAUUAUUAUAGUUUACAUUUUAUGAAAUUUUUGGCAAAUUGAUAUAUUGGUAAUUGAAUC
This is a messenger RNA of Helianthus annuus (common sunflower), 1098 nucleotides long. RefSeq lists its product as uncharacterized. The transcript has 2 exons. Bases 528 to 986 code for a protein of 152 amino acids. NCBI's taxonomy places the organism in Eukaryota, Viridiplantae, Streptophyta, Magnoliopsida, Asterales, Asteraceae. The record is from RefSeq and is a predicted model, not a curated record.